Messenger RNA from Lemur catta (Ring-tailed lemur), 5342 nucleotides. RefSeq names its product RAN binding protein 10 (gene RANBP10). Bases 111 to 1973 code for a protein of 620 amino acids. Gene Ontology annotation, biological process: cell surface receptor signaling pathway; cytoskeleton organization. The record is from RefSeq and is a predicted model, not a curated record. Gene Ontology annotation, cellular component: cytoplasm. Lineage: Eukaryota; Metazoa; Chordata; Mammalia; Primates; Lemuridae. Gene Ontology annotation, molecular function: protein binding. The transcript is spliced from 14 exons.
GGACUCGGUUUCCCUGCGGCCCCGGGAGGCUCGCGGGCCAUUGGCUGAGCGGGGCGGAUCUGGUCCUGUUCCUCCCCGCCCCCAGUGACACAAUAGCGGCUCCUUCCAAGAUGGCGGCAGCGACGGCGGACCCGGGAGCUGGGAACCCGCAGGCUGGAGACUCCUCCGGCGGGGGCGCUGGGGGCGGGCUGCCGUCCCCCGGGGAGCAGGAGCUGAGCCGGCGCCUGCAGCGCCUGUACCCCGCGGUCAACCAGCAAGAGACGCCGCUGCCGCGUUCCUGGAGCCCCAAGGACAAGUACAACUACAUCGGCCUUUCCCAGGGCAAUCUCCGCGUCCACUACAAAGGUCAUGGCAAAAAUCACAAAGAUGCAGCCUCAGUGCGUGCCACCCACCCCAUACCUGCUGCCUGUGGCAUUUAUUACUUUGAGGUGAAGAUUGUCAGCAAAGGAAGAGAUGGGUACAUGGGAAUAGGACUGUCGGCUCAAGGUGUCAACAUGAACAGACUUCCUGGUUGGGACAAACAUUCCUAUGGCUACCAUGGUGAUGAUGGGCAUUCCUUCUGCUCCUCGGGGACUGGCCAGCCCUAUGGUCCCACAUUCACCACAGGAGAUGUAAUCGGCUGCUGCGUCAACCUCAUCAAUGGUACCUGCUUCUACACCAAGAAUGGCCACAGCCUUGGUAUAGCCUUCACAGACCUCCCGGCCAACCUCUACCCCACCGUAGGCCUGCAGACACCCGGGGAGAUUGUGGACGCCAACUUCGGGCAGCAGCCCUUCCUGUUUGACAUUGAGGACUACAUGCGGGAGUGGCGUGCCAAGAUCCAGGGCACCGUCCACUGCUUCCCCAUCAGUGCCCGGCUUGGCGAGUGGCAGGCGGUGCUGCAGAACAUGGUCUCAUCUUACCUGGUGCAUCAUGGGUAUUGUGCCACGGCCACGGCUUUUGCCCGAAUGACUGAAACCCCAAUUCAGGAAGAACAGGCGUCCAUAAAGAACAGACAAAAGAUCCAGAAGCUGGUGCUGGAGGGCCGUGUGGGCGAGGCCAUCGAGACCACGCAGCGCUUCUAUCCAGGGCUGCUGGAGCACAACCCCAACCUGCUCUUCAUGCUCAAGUGCCGACAGUUUGUGGAGAUGGUGAAUGGGACUGACAGUGAGGUCCGCAGCUUGAGCUCCCGAAGCCCCAAGUCCCAGGACAGCUACCCUGGCUCCCCCAGCCUCAGCCCCCGCCACGGCCCCAGUAGUUCCCACAUGCACAGCACAGGAGCAGACAGUCCCAGCUGUAGCAAUGGCAUCACAUCCACCAAGAGUAAACAGAACCACAGUAAAUACCCCGCACCCAGCUCCUCAUCCUCGUCCUCAUCCUCCUCGUCUUCCUCCUCCCCGUCCUCCGUCAAUUACUCCGAAUCCAACUCAACAGACUCUACCAAGUCCCAGCCCCACAGCAGUACCAGUAACCAGGAGACCAGUGACAGUGAGAUGGAGAUGGAGGCAGAGCAUUACCCCAAUGGUGUACUGGAGAGCAUGUCCACACGCAUCGUCAAUGGCGCCUACAAGCAUGAGGACCUGCAGACGGAUGAGUCCAGCAUGGAUGAUGGGCAUGCUCGGCGGCAGCUCUGCGGGGGAAACCAGGCUGCCACAGAAAGGAUUAUCCUGUUUGGCCGUGAGUUGCAGGCACUGAGCGAGCAGUUGGGCCAGGAGUACGGCAAGAAUUCGGCCCACACGGAGAUGCUGCAGGAUGCCUUCAGCCUGCUGGCGUACUCAGACCCCUGGAGCUGCCCAGUUGGCCAGCAGCUCGACCCCAUCCAGAGGGAACCUGUGUGCGCUGCCCUCAACAGCGCCAUUUUAGAGUCUCAGAACCUGCCAAAGCAGCCACCUCUGAUGCUCGCCCUGGGCCAGGCGUCUGAAUGUCUACGGCUCAUGGCCCGAGCAGGCCUGGGAUCUUGCUCCUUUGCCAGAGUUGAUGACUACUUGCACUAGCUGACCAUGCUGGCUGGCCCCGCCUGGCCAUCCACUGGCCCCAGCGCUGGAACAGCCCUGUCCUCCAUAGGCACCUGGCACAGGGACCUGGAAGCCAUGGGCAGAGUCCACUCCUGCCUGGCCUUUUCCCUCUCUCCCCCUCCCUUCCUUCCUUUCUUCCUUCCUUCCUUUUCCCCCGACCCUCAGUCUCUCUCUCCCUUUCACGUGCAGCGGCCUAUGACACAGUAUUGGCUGGUUACUCUCAUGUAGCGCCUUCUACUUUGAAAGGGGAGUUUUGUUUUGAGGAGGGGUUGAGGUUUUUUAAUCUUUUCUUUCUCCUGACUGAGCCACCAGUAUUUAUCUCUGGAGAGUUUGUGCUGAGCUGGUUUCUGCUAAUUUAGUGAUGAAGCCUAUCCAAGUUGGUAAUAGCUUAUUAUUUUCAUAAGUAAAAAACAAAUGAGAUUAUAUAUAUAAAUAUAUAUAUAUUAAAAAAAAAGAAGACACAGUAUUUAUCGUAGUGUUAGUGGUCCAGCACCUCUUGGGUGAGGCUGUCCAGACACCAUGUUUUUAUUUGAGUCCAACUCAUUAAAAAAGAAUCAUCUCUGUCACCUCAGCCAAAUGAUUUGUUUAUUUUAGGCUCCCCCUUUGUUGAGCCACAGGCCCAGCUGCAGCCAAGGGAAGCUGAAUAGGCUUCGUGGGGGGAACUUAGUGGGCAGGAUCAGGCUAAGCUGAUUUUGCAGCAGCCGAAGAGGUGUGGGUCCCUAGGCUCCUGGGAGCUGUUCUGAACAGAGAACUGCAGGGCUGAGGGUCUAGAGAAGUGACAGGUUGGCCCAGGGCUACACAACAGAGCAAGGGAGUAGAGGGUUCUUGGCCAGCACGCUAUCAGCCACUCUACCCCACCUCUCACUGCCUGUCUUGCUCCCCUCUCUUCCCUUUUCAAUACCCUGCCUUCCCUUGUUAAGAUGGCCAAAUAAUUCAUUUACUCUAAGUUGAUUGCCUGGAAACUACCUGCCUUCAACCCGAGAGCCGCUGUGUGUCAGGCUGCCGGGAAGAAGACUCCAUUCCCAGGACAGAGGCCCCUGAGUACAGGGGCUCCUUUCUUCCUGCUUGGAUCUUCACCAUCUCUGCACAGCUCUGAGCGAAUCGAUGCUUUCUGUUGAGAAGCCGGUACCUUGUGGAGGCAGUUUCUUGGGCUGCUGGUCCGUGGAGUGGAUGGAACCCUUGGCCCCCUAGGCCAGGUUUUGCUGCCACUGUGCCAGGCAGCUCCCUGCAGGUGGGCCCCAGCCACUGCUAGAAAAGACUGUCAGGAGUAUUUGCAGGCCAGAGGAUGGGACCCUAUGAGCUUUACAGAUGCCCUACCAGCUGUUUCAGAUGGAUCCUCACAGCUGAUAGAACAAAAAUGGAUGUUCCUGCCACCACUAGGGAAUCAGGAGAGGAAGGGCUGAGAUGGCUGCCAGGACUUGGGUGGGCCGUCUGUGGAGAGGACUGGCUGCCCUGGAGGAGGAAAGGGAGGAAGCCUAUGUAGAGGAGCAUCAGGAGGGGCUGGGGUUUCUGUGGCUGCCUCACAGCACGAGGGGGAGCACAAGCAGCCCCUGCAAAGUGUAGGGUCAGCCACGGCAAGGCCAGAAGUGGAUCUUCCAGUCCCGGCCUGAGUCUGGGCUGGGCAAGCUCUGUGUUAGCGGACAGGGAAAUGGUUGGUGUGGCCUCAGAUAUUCAGUGCCCAUCAGGCCUCACCACAGCUGGACAAAAGAAAAAUGAUUGAGCUGGACCGGCUGCUGGUGAUGGCCCUGUGCUUUCCCAGAGUUCUUCCUUGGGAGAUGAUCCUAUAGCUGCUGCUUUUUCUUGGUCCCUGCCAGGGCCCCAGCUGGCAGCCCAUAGACCAUGGCCUGUUGGGAGGUGUUGUCCUGUCUGUAAAGAAAAUUCAUCCUGUGCCAGGCUGGGAAUACCUAGCUCCCAAACCCAGAGUUUGGAAACAUCAGGCUGUUAAAAAUGCUCAGAGCCUAGCAGGAUUAGGAACUAAAACCAGAGGCUUUUACAGCUGGAAUGGGGUUCGGAGAACCUCUCUCCCAUCAAUCCUCUCCUUUUACAGAUAAGGGAACAGGCCCAGGAGAUUAGGUGACUUGGCCAAAGUCACAUAGCAAAUUGGUGGCAGAGCUGGAACUAACCUUUUCCCUGUGGGUUGGGCCGCAGUAUUUAGUCCUGAAGCUGAACAGCAGAUGAGCCCCAUGAGGGCUUGGGCUGGUGUGGCCUCCGGCAGUGUCGUGAGUAGAUGGUACCUUCAGGGGUGUGUCAGGGAUGAGGAUGGGUGCCUGGGCUUGAGUUGUGGAGUGGCUGAGAGAGGGCCCAAAAGGGCUCAGGACAGCUGUGUGCUGCGUGGGGUUGGGUGUGUGCCUGGCUCGCACUCGGUACCCAUGGCCACCUCCCCAUUUUCUGUGCCUUAUCUCACUGUUUCAGCUGAGUCCAAGUUGUUUACUGUUCCUCUCCAGAGGGGCUCUCUGUCCCAGUUGGACAGCUCACCUUUGGGACAUAAGCCUUUGCCCCACAAGCCGUGGAGAGGGCCAAAACCAGACUGCUGAGCCCACUCUCUUGCUCAUAGUUCAGGCUUGCCUGCCCUCUGGAGGAGCCCUUUACAUACAUCCAGUCCUACCAGCCUGCUUCCAGGAGCCUGGAGCGGGAAAGGCACCAGGGAUGAGCCUUGGUGAAGGGCUGGACCUGACCCAUGAGGGCAGGAGGAAGACCUGGCUCUGUUGGGUUGUCCAGCCCUCGGGGAGCAGCCUUCCCUACUCACCUUCCCCUUGCAGCACCAAAUGGUUGCUCCUUCCAGAGCGAAAACUGGCAGACCACUCAAAGCCAGAACCCCCUAUCCCCACUGACAUAGGUCUGUGGCUGGGUACAGGCCGUCAAAACAGGGACACCACGAGACAGAGAAGCGGGGACCGCCUGGCCACCCUUCUCACCCCUUAAGCAAGCACAAAGAAGAUGCGGCAGAGAACUGUCAGAGCUGAAAGUUCCUUUGGUUGCUUACAACUCAGGUAUGCGCGCCGUGUGGCAGCUGGGCAGCAGAGCCCUACCUGACCGCCAGUCCCAUGCACCCGGACCUGCGGCCAGAUCAUGGCCUCUGGCUGCCUCAGGCACUUGCCUCUUUGCAUCGGGUUUUCCUCCAUUAGUAACCACAGCUGAAACAGACAUCCUCCACAUUGUGCACACUGGUUCUGCCUUUGUCCUCGAGAGUUGAUACUUGGCAUUAGCAUGAAACUUGUGGGUGUGGGAGGGUUGAGAGAGAAUUCUAACACAAAACAUCCUAUUAAAAUUGUACUUGAGAGAUGAAAAAAACUCCUGUUGUAUUUUGACAGAAUUAUUUUUAUUAAAAUACACAUCCAUGAGCAGUCA